AUGCGGGUCCUCCUGCUCGUCCUGGCCAUCGCGGCCGCUGCCUGCGGCGAGGAGCAAUUCGUGGGAGACCAGGUCCUGCGCGCCACGGCAGGCAAUGAGGCUCAGCUCGCCCUGCUCCACUCCCUGGGUGAGCAGGAGGAACUGCAGGUUGACUUCUGGCGCGGCCCCACCAAACCCGGCCACCCCGCGGACCUCAGGGUCCCUUUCCGGAACCUCCAAGCCGUCAAAAGCCUCCUGGAGAGCAACAACAUUCCCUACAGCGUCAUGAUCGAGGACGUGCAGGAAUUGGUCAACGAGGAGAAGAGGACCAUGAGGCUGUCCCGGAAGCUGCGGAGGAGCACAGACACUUUCGACUUCUCCUCCUACCACACGAUCGAGGAGAUCUACGACUGGAUGGAGGAGCUGACGGUCAAAUACCCCAACCUGGUCACCAGGCUGCAGAUCGGGGAGAGCUACGAGAAGCGGCCGCUCUACGUGCUCAAGUUCAGCACGGGCGGCUCGGGCCGCCCCGCCAUCUGGUUCGACACCGGCAUUCACUCGCGCGAGUGGAUCACCCAAGCCACCGGCGUGUGGACGGCCAACAAGCUAGCCGAGGAUUACGGCAAGGAUCCCGCCGUGACCGCCAUUCUGGACAACCUGGACAUCUUCUUCGAGAUAGUCACCAACCCCGAUGGCUUCGCUUACACCCAGAGCACUAAUCGCAUGUGGCGGAAGACGAGGUCCAUCAACGCCGGGUCCUCCUGCAUCGGGGUGGACCCCAACAGGAACUGGGACGUGGGAUUCGGAGGCUCUGGCUCCAGCAGCAACCCCUGCUCCCAGACCUACCACGGUCCCUACGCGCACUCCGAGAGCGAGGUGAAAUCCAUCGUGGACUUCAUCCUGCAGCACGGCAACGUGAAGGCCGCCAUCUCCAUCCACAGCUACUCGCAGAUGCUCAUGUCCCCCUACGGCUACAAGUCGGAGCCGGUGCCCGACCAUGAGGAGCUGGACGCGCUGGCCGCCAAGGCCGUGAAGGACUUGGCCGCCGUGUAUGGCACGCAGUACACAUACGGCAGCAUCAUCGACACCAUCUACCAGUCGGCCGGCACCACGGUAGACUGGGCGUACGACAACGGCGUCAAGUACUCCUACACCUUCGAGCUGCGCGACACGGGCUACUAUGGCUUCCUGCUGCCCGCCAGACUCAUCGUCCCCACGGCGCAGGAGACGUGGCCGGCGCUGCUGGACAUCAUGGAGCACGUCCUACAACACCCCUACUGA
Molecule: messenger RNA, 1260 nt
Organism: Tinamus guttatus (white-throated tinamou)
Lineage: Eukaryota; Metazoa; Chordata; Aves; Tinamiformes; Tinamidae
Product: carboxypeptidase A1
Biological process (GO): proteolysis
Molecular function (GO): zinc ion binding; metallocarboxypeptidase activity
Source: RefSeq, a predicted model, not a curated record